CACUCUCUGGCCGCAGCGGCGCCGCUUGAUGACGUUUGAGGGGCGCGCGCGGAGGGGGCCCCAGAUCGCGAGGCCCCGCCAGCAUGAAGGAGACGCCGCUGUCCAACUGCGAGCGGCGCUUCCUGCUGCGCGCCAUCGAGGAGCGGAAGCGCUUGGACGGGCGGCAGAGCUACGACUACAGGAACGUGCGGAUCUCCUUCGGCGCCGACUACGGCUGCUGCAUCGUGGAGCUGGGGAGGACCAGAGUCCUUGGGCAGGUUUCAUGUGAACUUGUUUCCCCAAAGCUAAAUCGAGCUACAGAGGGUAUACUUUUCUUUAAUCUUGAGCUCUCCCCAAUGGCUGCACCAGCUUUUGAGCCUGGCAGGCAAUCUGACCUUUUGGUGAAACUGAAUCGACUACUAGAAAGAUGCCUAAGAAACUCAAAAUGUAUAGACACUGAAUCUCUCUGUGUUGUUGCUGGUGUAAAGGUGUGGCAAAUUCGUGUGGACCUGCAUUUGUUGAAUCAUGAUGGAAACAUUAUUGAUGCUGCAAGUAUAGCAGCAAUAGUGGCUUUGUGUCACUUCCGUAGACCAGAUGUAUCUGUGCAAGGAGAGGAAGUAACUUUGUAUACCCCUGAGGAACGUGAUCCUGUCCCUUUGAGUAUCCAUCACAUGCCUAUCUGUGUCAGUUUUGCCUUUUUCCAGCAAGGAACCUAUUUGUUGGUGGAUCCCAGUGAACGAGAGGAACGUGUAAUGGAUGGCCUCCUAGUGAUUGCCAUGAAUAAACAUCGUGAGAUUUGUACUAUCCAGUCCAGUGGAGGGAUUAUGCUGUUAAAAGAUCAGGUUCUGAGAUGCAGUAAAAUAACUGGUGUUAAAGUAGCAGAGAUCACAGAGCUAAUUCAAAAGGCCUUGGAGAAUGACCGGAAAGUUAGGAAAGAAGGUGGAAAGUUUGGCUUUGCAGAGUCUAUACCAGAUCAAAAGAUCUCUGCCUUUAAAAUGGAAAGAGCUCUUGUUGAUACUAAAGAUGUGGAAGAGCAAGCUGAAGAAAUCAUCACCAAGGCUGACUCCCCUUCAGAUGUUUUUGCCAAACCAGUACUGAGGAUGCCUGGGAUGGCCCAACUUGGGGAGGGGAUAGAGAACUCCUGGGGAGACCUUGAAGAAUCUGAGAGAGAGGAGGAAGAGGAAGGUAACAGUGAUGAUGCUACCACCUCAGAGGGUCAGAAAAUGGAAAUGGAAGAGAGAAAUGUUGUGAGGAAUACUAAGAAGGGUGAUGACACAAUUGUACUGUCUGACAGUGAAGAAGAGGAAGUUGUCAUUCUGGAACCAGAGGAGAGGCCGAAGAAAACACGGUUUUUAGGACUAGAAGGGACAUAAUGGUCACCUAUUGAACUUCAUCAAGCAAUUCCUGCUAUCAGUCUCAAUUUCUGGACUGAGACUACAUCUUGAGUUGCAAGUCAGGACACCAUCUGUUGUAGUUAUUAGCUCAUUAUGUGAGCAUACAGCAGCCAAAUCACUGACAGGAGUCAUGCGUGGAUCCAAAAAAAGCAAAGAAGAGACUUCCAGUCUUGUGUGCGCUGACACGAGAGUAGGAUAGCUAGCCUGCUUAUCUUAGAUUAGAGGUAUGUAUUGGAGUUUACCCACAGAAGUGGGUACUUACUUUGUACUCUUGUAUUUCUCUCUUAUGGACUGUUGUGUGUGUUGUGCUGCUCUGAGGUAGGUCUUGUGGAGGUCCAUGAGACAAGGCUUAAGGCUUUCAAGGGUAUAUCCUGUCAUUUUGGACAGAGAUUCAGGCUGAAGAAAGGGAAAACAAAUUGAUGGAAAAUCUAGCAUAUUAAUCUGACCAGUUACUUUACAGCAUUUUCCCAUACUUUGAAUACAAGACAAAAAGCUAUACUUCAUGCUAUUCUAGACUGGAUAUUUCAUGUCCCCACCUGCAGGUAGAAAGAGGUACUAGCAGAAUGCAUGAUUCCUCAGCAAAGUAGUAAGCUGCUGUUAGUGUUAUGUCAAUGCACUUUACAAAAAAGUGAAAAUAUCAAGCUGGAACUGCCAAAGAAUCUUCAGCUGCAUGUAAUCUUCCAUUUUAUACCCUCACCCGCUGAUCUAUAACUACUUAUCAGACAAAAAUUCCAAUCAUUCAUCUUAACUGUGCUAGGCUCUAAGACAUAGCAGUUUGUUCUUCCAGUAGUGGUCCUUUCCUCUGUGUGCUUCCAAGUAGUUAAGGCAAAAGAACUUUUACUGAAACAGUAUUUGAGUGUUCCUGCAAGAGGCAGCCUUUAGAAGGAGGUGGUGGUACUGGAAAUAGCACUAAGAGGGGUCUCAAAAAAACCCCCACCCAUAUUCUGUAAGGUACUUAGGUUCUCUUCUAGGGAGUUAGCCACUGUUAGAAGCUUGCUGGUUUUGGAAUAUAGUCAAAGGUCUGGUGUAGAAACCAUUACUCAGUUCUGACUAAGGACAAUUAAAAUAAGACUUCAACUUUCUGUAUGAGCUGUUCUUUAUAGAAAUUGAUUGCUAGCCAAGAAUAGGUUUUGAUCUUAUAUCAGGUUGAGGGUGUGCUAUUUGCUGUAUUUAAGGCUGUUUACUUAUAAACAAAGGAGACUUUCUAAAGCUAUUUGUUCUACAUACCCAGGUUUGUCCAGUGAUUGUGUAGCUUGCUAGAUGAAAUGCUGCAGCAGCAGUAAGUGAUGGCAAGUAUUUCAAGUAUGGGUCAGCAUCAAUUAGACUCAGCUCCCCCAGAUACUGUAAAGAAAGUCAUAGCUUCUAAUUGUUCAGCAACCACCAGUACAAGAUACUUACAGUCUAAGCAUCUUCCUUACUAGUUUAAGUGUACUCCAACACUAUUUGUUAAGUGGCCUUCAGUACAAUGUUUAAGGAUUUAGAGCUUUCCAGACACAAAGACAAGCAUCUAAUUUUUGCAGCAAUAUAAAUAUUGCUUUUAAUAUUCAAAGGAAAGAGUCUCAGAUAAAAAAAGUAGUGUUUGGUUCUACACUUGUUCCUGUGUUAUUCCACUUCAUAUAUUUCAAAAUAUUUUGACUGUACUUGCAUAGCUGCUGCCUGUGUCCCAAGGGAGAGUUUAGUUUUACAUCAGAACAGUGAGGACUUGAAAAGGACACUUUUAAUCUCAGCUAGGAUUUAGUCAAAUAUUGGUGUAGAACAGGGGUGGGUAAACUACAGACCAUGGGCUGGAUCCAACCUGUCAGGGCUUUGGAUCCAGCCUGCAGGACUGCCACCACUGUGGUGAAGCAGGCCCCACGCCGCUCCCAGAAGUGGCCAGCACCACAUCCCUGUGGCCCCUGUAGGGUGGGUGGUGGCAGAGGGCUCCAUGCAUUGCCUUCAUCUACAGGCACAGCCCCCUGCAGCUCCCAUUGUCCGGGAACAGGGAACUACGGCCAAUGGGAGCUGUCAGGGGCAGUGCCUGCAGGUGUGGGUAGUGCAUUAAGCCCUCUGCCCUCCCCCAGGGAGAUGGUGCCAGACACUUCUGGGAGCAGCAUGGCAUGGGGCCAGGGCAGGCUGGGGAGUCUGCCAUAACCCUGCUGCCACCCCACAGCCUCUCCAGUAAGCAGUGCCCAGCUGGAACCCCUCCUGCACCCCAAUGUCCUGCCCUGAGCCCGUUCCUGCACACUGCACCCCCUCCCAGACCCCAACCCUAGGCCUACUGCAUGCAGGGCCAUGAAUAUUUCCUCCACCCAGAUGUGGCUCUUGGGCCAAAAUGUUUGCCCACUGCUAGUCUAGAAUGAGCCAGUGUUGUAGAGACCACCACAUUUACAAAGUAGACGAUAGUAAGUCUUCCUGAGAGCCCGUAAUAAGCUUUACAUUUUAGUUUACUGUAGUUAAUCCAUUGAAUUUAUGUCCCGUUCAGCCAAGGCUGAACCAGUAUUUGAACACUUUGUGACAAGUGGGAAAGGCCCCCUUUUCUAGCCAAUUCUCACAGUAGUGCUACAGGCUCACCAGUAGAAUAGAGUGCCAGCUGCAACCUCUAGAAACCAGGCAGGGAAGCAAAGCUGCUGUUCUCAGCCUGCCAGUUCUAAAUUUCAGUUCUUCAGAAGCUUAUUACAAUUGGCACAUCCCCUCUUUUCUCCAGUGGAGAAGGACAGGAAGCCUGCAAGCUCCACAAGUACUGAGCCAAAUGCAACCAGAAAGAUCUGGUAACUCCAAGUCCAUACUUACCAUUGAUAAAUUCUCCACUUUAACAUUGGUCUGCUGGUGUAGGAAGUACUGAGUGAGGAACUGGUUUAUUGUUGGAGCUGCCAAGUCAAAUGACAAGACUUUCAACACUAAGUGCUCCAUCCUUAGGACCUGUUUCUUGGUGUAGGUAUCAUCUGUGAUGUAAACAAACUCUGCUACUUCAGGAGGGUAGAUUUCUUCAAACUUCCUGCAGUUUGAAAGAAACAGUGAACUGGCAGAUACAGGUAAAGAGAAUGUCUAUCAGUCUCUUGUGUUUAGUAGAAUCAUCAUGUUUGCCAAAUCUGACUGCAGUUUGGGAGAUGGCCGAGAACUAUACCUCCCUAGAAACUCUGCUGGCUGCUACAUUAAGUCACUUUGGCGAUCUAGAUGUUAUACUGAAAGUUUUAAGCAAUUCUUCCCAGUACACUAUUGAUAGUAAUGUGAUUUUUAGUACCAAAAGUGUACUCCUAGUUACUGUAUUUCCAAGAAUCUCAAACUAAGUCAUGCUCAAAAUUUGACUAAAGUUGCCUUUCCAUGUUCUCAACCCUAUGGACCCGUAGGCCUGGUCUACACUGCAGGGGGCCGCGCCACGCAGGGGGAGAAGAGAGAAGGAGAUCGACCUAAGAUACACAACAUCAGCUACAAGAAUAGCUGAUCUGCCGCUGCUCCCCUGUCGACUCCGCUUCCGCCUCUCGCCACCGUGGAGUACAGGAGUCGACAGAAGAGCUAUCAGGGAUUGCUUUAUUGCAUCUACACUAGAUGUGAUAAAUUGAUCCCGAUAGAUCAAUCGCUACCUGCCGAGCUGGCGGGUAGUGUAGCUGUACCCUGAGAAAAAGGCUUUUUAAAAGCUUUUAAGUAUUAGUUACAUGAACUCAGAUAAAGACAGAAGCCACAUUCCAUGUUGGACUUGCAAAUGUCAGGGUUUUUUUAAAAGCCCAUACGAGAAUGCCAGAUGUGAAUCUAGGCCUCCUGAGUCUUCUUGGAGAAGGAAGGAUUCACUAAGUUGUGCCACCACCCCCAGCUGAGAAAAAAAAUACGGCCCUGAGAUUUACCUGCUGGACACCUACAGGAAAGGUUAGCAAGUUCUAAUAGUUGAAAAGCAAUGGAUGCCAGUUUAAACUUACGAUGCUAGCAGCAUAGCUGCAGUCCCCACAAGCUGAAGCUUCCCUCUCAGCACAGACAUUGAAGAAAGAAAUCUAUCAAUGUAGUUUACAGCUAAGUGCAGAGUUUCAUUCUGUAAUUUAUAUUCUUCUCCAACUUCCACCAGCCAGUCCACAAGAAUAGCUCGCAUAUUGUUUGUUAUAUCAGGCUGCUUCUUCAUGUAACCCAUUUUAGGCUUGCAUUUUACCUGUUAAGACAGUUGUGAUUGUGUAAGUAAGAGAUUCAAUUAGCAUUUGAAUCUUGCAAAGGGGUGAGGCUGUUCCCCAGCCUCGGUUUGCCAGAAGCUAGGAAUGGAUCACUAUGAUUACCUGUUCUGUUCAUUUCCUCUGAAGGACCUGGUAUUGACCACUGUCAGAUACCAUGCUAGAUGGACCAUUGGUGUGACCCAGUGUGAUCAUUCUUAUGUUCUUCUUCUGAUGGACCAAAAAUCCACCACAGAUAAGAAUCCAGGGAGUUUGUACUACAUCUAAAGUAGAAUCUAGUUUAGAUAUUAAUGGUCUUAGGUCACCAGGUCCAUUGUCCAGCCAGUAUGGGCUUGUUCUCUAUUUUGUGUUUAGUGGAUUAUCUAGCCCGUUUUAGUAUAAUUUGAGAAGGGUUUAGCAGUUUCAUCAGGAAAGGAUUCCAUGGUCUAUCUAGGUCUUCCUUUCUCAGGCUAUAAGUUGCUAAUUCUGUCACCGUACUAGGUUUAACACUGCAUAAGAAUUACUCAUGCAGUCUAGAAAUUAGACUAAACGCUUCUAGUUCUAAGGGCAUAUUUAUGGCCUCUUACCUCCAUUUCCCUAAGGUAUGUAUAGAUGUCUUCAAUGUAGUCUGGCACCUGGUUAACAUUUACUUUUUCUUCCACUUCUUGAGUUACCGAUAUAUCCAUAAUACUUGGAGAAUCUAAACAAAUUCAAGAUAGUAGCCACAUUAUUUUAAGUUUGUGCCAGUUGUCAGCCCACACAUUUACAAGAGAGUCUAAUGAUUACACUAAAACUGGGUUCAGUUUAUGCAUUUGAGGCACCAAGGCUGCAGCAGUCCAGGGAGACCAGAAUGUCAUCAGUUUGCAGUUUCAUCAUACUUCAUUCCCAUCACUGGGAACUAGACACAUUUGUUCUUCAGGAAUCUCUUAUCAACGUUCCAAGGGAAAGGGAACUCAAUGGCAAACUCUCUAACCUGACAAUCAGGAGAAGUCACCUUGUGUUACCACGGUAAAAUAAAAAUUAAAGUUCUGUGCUGAUUUAGAGUAAGCCGAAGCCUUUGAUCAGUGAGUUUAGAGGUUGGUCUAACAUGGAGGUAGAUUUUCACAAUGUGGAUUAAUCAUAGAAUAUCAGGGUUGGAAGGGAUCUCAGGAGGUCAUCUAGUCCAACGCCCUGCUCAAAAGCAGGACCCAUCCCCAAUUAAAUCAUCCCAGCCAGGGCUUUCAACUAAUCAGUUGCCAGAGCUACAAAACUAGGCUACUGAUAUGGUCCUUCCACAGAAGCAUUUACAUGUGCGGAAUGUUAGACAAACUGUAGUUAAUAUCCCAUUGUCAUUAUUUUAGGAAUCUACAGGCUACCAUAUAAGUUAUGCAAGUUAACCUACUCUAGAUCCAUUUAAUACUUGGGGGGGGCACAGAGAAGAGGAUUAAGGAAUUACAUUGUGGAUUCUAGUUCUGGAAAUUGGAUUAGACCUUUUAGACAAAAAUGUCUAAAAGGAACUAUAGAAUUAUGUAUUAGUAUUGUUAUAUUCAGUCAUGUGUUUAAUAAAUGGCAUGUUGUGAUGUA
Molecule: messenger RNA, 7045 nt
Organism: Caretta caretta (loggerhead turtle)
Lineage: Eukaryota; Metazoa; Chordata; Testudines; Cheloniidae
Gene: EXOSC9
Product: exosome component 9
Biological process (GO): U5 snRNA 3'-end processing; U1 snRNA 3'-end processing; nuclear mRNA surveillance
Cellular component (GO): cytoplasmic exosome (RNase complex); nuclear exosome (RNase complex)
Molecular function (GO): mRNA 3'-UTR AU-rich region binding
Source: RefSeq, a predicted model, not a curated record